UUGCAGAGUAUUUCCGGUUUAAAAAAAAAAUUCAUUGCAUACCCCCAAGCGCCCAUCAAAACUAUUUUCAACCACAAUUUUUUUUUCUCACAUGGCAACAUUGCUUACGUCAGCGUGACACCCAUUACCAACCUACAGAAAAUAAAAACACAACAUCCAAACAUCACAAAAAAUUCUAAAAUUAAACCAUUCAUCUUUGUAUGCCGUAGUGCCGUUUUGUGUUGUGUUGAAUAAGAAAAUCAAAAGCAAAUCUAAAAAAAUACUAUUUUUGUUUUGCUUUUUAUUGUUCCAACAAUAACUAUACACAUUUAUUCAUAUUUUAUGAAUUAAAAUAAAAUAACUUGCAAAAUGAAUAUCGAAUUAGAACAUGGAUUUAAGAAAGGCGCCACCAACAAUCUGCCCUCAGUCACAAGCCAAAUGAUUUUCAAUUUUAUUACAGAAUCAAGCAAAUCUGGCCGACGAGUUGAUUCAGCUAGAGGCAAAAACAAUGCCGAAUACAAAAUUGAUUUCGUGCAAGUAAAAAAGGCACCCGACUUCGUGGAGUCGUAUGCCGUCGCUUUCGCCAGUCCAGAAGCCGCUUUAAGUGGCGAGAAAUUCAAUGUUUCGGUAAAAGUACAAGAUAACGAGGAAAUCAAAGAAGCUGGUUGUAUUCAAUGCUCUGCUACAAAGUCAACAGAUGUCUGCCAACAUGUCAUUGCUUUCAUAUUCUGGCUACAUCGUCACACUGAAUCCGAUUCCCAUGGCCACAAGACAUUUUGGGGCUCCGAAUUCGAAACAGUCCCCGAACAUCCAAUUGCCCUGCGAGUUCAUGAUAUCUUUGCUGCCGAUGAUCUCCGAAUGGAAGCCGAAGAGGCUGCUGACGAUGUCAACGAAGAGGAAGGUCAAAUCUUUCUCAAUAACAUUCUCGAUGAGAUGGAAAAGGGUGGUCUAACCGACUCAGGGCUUUACAAACAUUGUCGUCCAGUAAUUGACGAAUUCGAGCCAGUUUACAUUCAUCACACGAUGUUGGACACUGCCAAGAAUUAUAUCAAAGAUUUCAAGAGUUUCAUGGUUCACAUGGACGAAGUGGCCAAACAGGGACUCUUUGAUAAGCUCUCGGAUAUAUCGAUUUACAGUUAUAAAACGCCUUUGUGGGCAGAAACUCAAUUCUGUCGAAUUCGUUGUUCUUUAAUUCAUCGAGUGGCAACUCGAAAAGAUUCCAAAGAAGAUCAGGAAAUCUUGGAAGCUGUCUUUUGUAAAGAACGAGAAUAUAAUGUUGAAGAGCGACGCCAGCUGAAGCAACACAAAAGAUUCAUAUUGAAGCAGACUGAAAAGUUAGAGAAUAAGACUUAUCGAGAGUGUGGACUACUUUUGAAUGAGAGCUAUCCGUAUAUUUGUGCUGCUCCAGAUGGCAUUACAGAUGAUCAUAUUGUUGAAAUCAAAGCGCCUAAGACGGAUGAAGAAUUUGAAAAGUAUUUGGAAUGUAAAGAGACAAUUGCACCAAAGUACAUGGCACAGAUUCAGAUUCAAAUGUAUAUGGCAAAUGUAACAAAGGCUUUGUAUUGUGUGCUGAGUCCGACUUUUGAUACAAAUGGAGCUUUACAUUAUGUUUGGGUGCAAGCUGAUAUGGAAUUUGUUGCAAGUUUGCUGAGUGCUGCGGAGGAUUAUUUCAAAGAAGUUGUUUUUCCGCGAUUAAUUAAGAUUUAUAUUGAUUGUAAUUGAAGUAAUAAAAUUUAUUUUCUUUUCCUUUUUUUCAACCACCCCAAAAACACAUAUUUU
This is a messenger RNA of Episyrphus balteatus (marmalade hoverfly), 1758 nucleotides long. RefSeq lists its product as uncharacterized. The record is from RefSeq and is a predicted model, not a curated record. The transcript has 3 exons. Bases 349 to 1701 code for a protein of 450 amino acids. Lineage: Eukaryota; Metazoa; Arthropoda; Insecta; Diptera; Syrphidae.